UCCCUAUUAGUGCUUUAUCCACCUAAGUCCGUUAAGUUGAGCCUCUGCUCCUUCGGCCGUGUCGAUUUUGUGCUUGAGGUGAUCGAAAUCUUGUGAAUUUUGUGCUUGAGAUAGGACUCGUUGACCCGUUUUGUGAUAAUUAAUAUUUAUCAUGUCUAAUAGAAAGUGUUGUGUUCCCGGAUGUACAAAUGGCUUAGACACUACGGGUAUUUACAUAAAUUCCCUAAUCCAGAUAAGGAUAGGCAGCUAUUUAAUACAUGGGUCUUUCAUAUUGGUGGUGACAUUUUGCAACUUGAAAAUAACCAUAUUUUCAAAUACCGCCGCGUCUGUAAUGAUCAUUUCGAACCAAAAUAUUGGUGCCGGAAUAACCGACUUGCCAAAGGAGCUGUACCUACAAAAAACAUGCCAGGAUUAUCUUGCUCGAAAUUCAGCAUUGAAAAAAGAGCACUAAGACCUCUUCAGAUUUCAGGACCGUCUACAUCAAAAGAACCUGCGCAUCUACAUAUACACUCACAAGGUUCAAUUGAAGAUGUACAAAUGAAAGAGAAUCUUGGUGAGUGAUCCUACAUACAAGCAUUUAAUCAGCAAUUAUUUUACACAUAUUCUGUCCUGGAACUCCUUCAUGCGCGGAUAAAAUGUAGCCUCUCUCGAUAAAUGUGCUAAUUUACCUUAAAAUCAUCUUAAAUUGAAUUAUUUUUGUUGUUCCUGAGUUAUAAUUUUGCAAACAAUUAAAGUAAACUAGCCUCUCUAUAAACCUAUCCCUUAAGACAAGAGUGAUUGAUGAAAUACAGUUUGUUAAAUUACAUUUAUAUGUCAUAUGCAUAAGUCCUAAAAUGUUAACAUCCUUAUCACUACAUAGUAUAAAACAAAGUCGCUUUUUCUGUCAUGUGUCAUGUUGUAUGUCCCUAUGAACGCUCAAAUCUUUAAAACUACGCAACGGAUUUUGAUGCGGUUUUUUGUAAUAGGUAGAGUGAUUCAAGAGGAAGGUUUUUAUGUAUAAUAACAUACAUUAAAUACUGGGGAAAUACUGUUAUCCCGUGCGAAGCCGGGGCGGGUCGCUAGUUGAUAUUAUAAACUAUAUAAAAGAAAAAGUAACUUUGUCUAGUAGUGGGCUGGCUUUAAUUAAUUCAAUAUGAUUCAAAUAAUGGUUACUCAAUAUGAACUGCUACAUUCAUGAUGAUGGUAAUGAUCAUCAGCUUAAUUGGUUUGUAUAUAAUAGGCACACAUUUCUUACCAAAUAUGUUAAUGACCUUUCAGAUCCUGUCACUUCAGAAUCGCCAGAAAAUAAUUGCCACGCUUUGCAUGAAGUUCUCAUCACAAGCGGGGCCUGCAAAGAACAAAUAAAUUGUGAGCUCUCUGAGAUUCCGGACAUUGAAUUUACAGCCCUUGAAGACAAAAGCGACCCCCGUAUAAUUGGGGGGCUACAAUAUGUUAGCGGUUAUUUUAUUAAAACCGCUAAGAAGAAAGUCUUCAAGGGUUGUAGUGAAUGUAAAAAAAAUUUAAUGUCCGAUCAGGAACACGAUUAUUUAAAAUAUAGAGAGUAUGCUAAUAAAAAAUGGCUUUGCAGUCCCAGCGACUCUCUCUUAAAUUGUGUUUCGAAUCUGCAGGAUAUAAAUUACACAAUAAUUAAAAAAUGUUUGGAAAAAAAAUAUUUAAAAGAUUUCAUCAAAACAUUAAUAUUUAUACAUUUGAAAUUCGAUUUCAUAAAAUGUGAAAUUCAUAAAGAAAAAUUAAUAGACUUUUUAAUCAAUAUAUCCUGCAGAUUCUUUAUUUACAAUUACUGUAAAGAUAUUAAUAAAAUAUUAAUAAAUAGGAGAGAGUGUGAUGAUGAUACGGAUUCCUAUAAGCUAAAAGCGAAAAAAUUAUACAUGAAAUGUUUUAAAAGAAAAAAAUAAAUUAUAUUAAAGGUUA
This is a messenger RNA of Helicoverpa armigera (cotton bollworm), 1911 nucleotides long. RefSeq lists its product as uncharacterized. The transcript is spliced from 4 exons. Lineage: Eukaryota; Metazoa; Arthropoda; Insecta; Lepidoptera; Noctuidae. The record is from RefSeq and is a predicted model, not a curated record. The coding region runs from base 181 to 561 and encodes 126 amino acids.